GUCAAGAGACAAGAAGCAUAUCAUGUCGGUCUAUUAUUUUGCUAUCGUGGGUGCAACCGACAAUCCAAUUUACGAAGCAGACAUAACUCCUUCUUCGAGGUCAUCCACUCUCAUCGACAUUAGCAGGAGAGACGACCACAAGCACCUCAACCAAUUCAUAACUCAUGCUGCAUUAGAUGUUGUCGAGGAAAUUCAGUGGACCAGUCAGGCGAUGUACCUGAAAUCCAUCGAUCGAUUCAAUGAGUUUUUUGUGUCAUCUUUCGUUACUGCUGGAAAUGUCAAAUUAAUGCUAUUACACGAUCAGAAAUCAGAGGACAGCAUCAAGAACUUUUUUAAUGAGAUAUACGAACUUUACAUCAAGAUUUUGAUGAACCCCUUUUAUGAAAAGAACUUUCCAAUAACUAGUCAGCAAUUUGAUGUACGGGUCAAGGCAGUAGCCAGACGAUUUCUUUAAUUGAAAUUGAUUAUUUUACAU
Molecule: messenger RNA, 475 nt
Organism: Phycomyces blakesleeanus NRRL 1555(-)
Lineage: Eukaryota; Fungi; Mucoromycota; Mucoromycetes; Mucorales; Phycomycetaceae
Exons: 5
Coding region: 23-454 (143 amino acids)
Biological process (GO): endoplasmic reticulum to Golgi vesicle-mediated transport
Cellular component (GO): nucleus; cytoplasm; TRAPP complex
Source: RefSeq, a predicted model, not a curated record